Messenger RNA from Owenia fusiformis, 4978 nucleotides. The record is from the annotation of a GenBank genome assembly. NCBI's taxonomy places the organism in Eukaryota, Metazoa, Annelida, Polychaeta, Sabellida, Oweniidae.
CAAAAUGGUACUGUCAGAAAAAUCAAAAUAUUCCAAAUAUAAUUGAAUUUUAGUAUUUCAUAGCUGUUUAUAAAGGUUUUGUGGCAAGUCAAAUGUGCUGAGGGAUCCAGUAAAAGAGGUGCAUUAUGGGAGUGUGGAAGCGACUACAGAGGGUCGGCAAACGUGCGACAAAGUUCCAGUUCACAGCGUCCUACCAAGAACUGAUGGUUGAGGCUACUAAGAAAUGGCAACCUAACAAGUUGAUUGUGGUAUGGACUAGGAGGAGCAGGAGAAAGGCAACUGAUGCCCACUCAUGGGAGCCUACUAUAACCAACCCCUACAAGGGUACAGUGAUGUGGCCAGUACCAGAGAAUGUUGAAAUAACUGUCACACUGUUUCGAGAUCCCCGAGAGGAAGAAUAUGAAGACAAAGAAUGGACAUUUGUCAUUGAAGAUCAAAACAAACAAGGACGUAGAAAAGUAAUUGCCAGUAAGUCAAUUAACAUGAAAGACUUUGCAAGUGCCAUUCCAACUCAGCAUCCUGUAAAGAUAAACCUGAAACCCACGUCAAAGAAAGUUGUGUCCGCAACACUUGAGCUUACACUACAUUGCAUGUUCAUCAAGGAGGGAAAAGCAACUGAUGAAGACAUGCAGUCUGUGGCAAGUCUUAUGAGCAUAGGGAAACAGUCAGACAUUGGCAACCUGGAUGAAUUUGAUGACGAGGAUGAUGACAACGCUGCAAAGAUGUCCGAACUCACCAGUAAACUUAAAGCUUUAGAGAAUGAUCUCCACUCAGAUGAAGACGUCCCUCUCCCACAAUCAAAUACGGCGUCCUCUGCAGGGCGUUUUUCGAAAAUCGACGCCAAAAAGAAUAAAGCUAGGUCCGCUACAUUGCCAGUGUUAAUGAAGGGUAGUAAUCCAUUUGAGAAGUUCAAAUCAAAGGAUAAAUCCUCUAAACAAUCGAAAGAUGAUUCUAAGAUUGGCGUUUCUGCAAAUCCUUUCGAUGAAGAAGAACUUCCAGAAAAAUCUAGUCAGCCUCUGUUUGAAAAAGUCCAAAAGGGGGCAGCACAAUCUAGGCCAAUCUAUGAGGGAACUCCGCCAUCCACUCCGCCACAUUUAAAGAAAACUUUUGCUCAACCGCAGGAACUUACACCUCCGUCAGAAAAGAAACUGCCAAUGGCGGUAACAGAGCCAGAUAAAAGAUCCAAGAGUCGCUCUCCUUACAGGGAUCCUAGUCCAGACUUCAAACCUCCUGCUGAGAAACCAAAUUUAGAACCUCUCAGCCUAGAACAGCAAAAGCCAACUCCUGUCAGGAAAGUUGGCAUCACUCCAACACAGGAUCUGCUAGAUUGGUGCAAAGAGGUCACUCAAGGUCACAAAGGGGUCAAGGUCACAAAUAUGACAACAUCAUGGCGAAAUGGACUUGCGUUCUGUGCGGUGAUUCACUAUUUUAGACCUGAACUUAUAAAUUUUGAGUCACUAUCGCCUCACGAUGUUAAAGGCAACUGUAAAAAGGCGUUUGAUGCUGCAGCCACGCUUGGAAUCCCAAAGGUUCUUGAACCAUCGGAUAUGGUACUACAGUCGGUCCCAGAUAAACUUUCAGUAAUGACAUAUCUAUACCAAAUAAGGGCAUAUUUCACUGGGCAGACGUUAGAGAUUCAACAGAUUGGUUUAAACGCGAGUGAGAGUAUGUACACUGUUGGUGACCACGAAGAUGAUGAUGAAGUCGAGGCAAGGAUAACUAAAGAGAUGUAUGGAGAGGAGGAGCAUGAGCCAGAGGAAGUCAGUGUUCUCAAUAGUAUCGCAUCAUCACAGGGAGGCGACUCAGGAGACGAAGCCACGAUGAACAUCUCAGAACUGAACUCAUAUCACGAACAAAGAUUGAAGUCUCAACGUGGAAGUAGCUCCCCUGAGAAAGACUCUAACUCAAACACAGAUGUGGAAUUACGCAAGGAUAAACGCCGUUCGAAUAUAAUCGAGAAACGUCUAAGUAAACCCAGUACCAAAGAAAAUGGAACAAAACGAGGGGAAUCCCCGAGAAAACAAGGCGUUGUAAAUUCCUCUCCACCAUCUAGCAACCGUAGUAGUAAAUCGCCAUCACCUGAGAAACCUCCUUUAAUGACGCGUAAACAGCUGAUGAACCCGUUUGACUCGGAUGAUGAGUGUGAGAUGACUGCACCUCCUCCACAGAAGAGCUCUCUUAGCAACAGGCACAGUCUCCCUCCUGAGAUCUCUAUGGACAGCAGGGCAUCACCAGAGAAAGGACAAUCAAGGAAAGAUUCAAGAAAUGAAGAGAAGAAGACAAGAAAGGAAGAGAAAUCUAAGUCAGGAACAGAGCUUUUAGCCUUGUUAGAUCAAGCUUCCCUGGAUCGUGUAAUAAACUACCUCGAACAUAAGUCUACAGGCAACAGAUAUAUAAAACAAGCAUUUUCUUUAGUGGAUAAGGUCAAGAGAAAGCUUCCAGUGAUUCCUGGCUUCAGUCCUGAGCCUGAGCCACCAUUGAUCAUCAACGUAGCCCCACCCAAAAAGUCACCAUCUCCACCUCAGAGGAUGACAUCAUCACAAUCCAGUAGCAACACAUCAUCGACUUCAUCGUCACCUACGAAGGAGGUGAUGAGGAGGAAGCUUGGGAAUGCUGGGAAUGGAACUGAGGGAGAUGGCCAGAAUAAACGUGCGUCGCGUCACGAAGAAUUGAAGGAAAGGGCGAGGAUUCUAUUAGAGCAGGCAAGGAAAGAUGCAGCCAGCAGUCAAGGGGGACAUCAGGUACCCCCACAACCAACUAGGCCAGCAGCCAGGAAAACAAAGAGCUACAGCAGUGGCAUGAAUACAGCUACAUUGAGUCAAGAAGAGAGGCAGAAACAGCUAAGAGAUCGGGCAAGGAAGUUGAUAUCUGAGGCUCGUGCUGGAAUAGGAAAGCCAGAGCCCACAGAGAUGAUUCAGAAAGCAACAGAUCCCGACUCUAAAGAAGGUAGUCCCAGUAAGACUGAUGCUCAGUUGAAGAAGAUUGUUCUGAACAGACCUAAUAUGGCAUCUAACCUUGCUUCAGCAGCCAGUUCUUCCAACGAGGAUGAUGGGUCACCAUCCCCUGCUUCACUACGUGGUUCCCCCCACAAGAAAAUGAUCGUCCCUGGCCGCGUGUCCCUGGAAUCAUUCGAUGAGUUCUGUGACCCCGCCCUUCAGAGGAAUUCCAGUAAAGAUGACCUCAACAGUGGAGGAGAGGAGGAGUAUGAGAAUGAUGAAGAUAUAUUCCUUUAUGAUGAAAAUGAUGAGGAGUUGAUGAGUACUAGUGAGUAUGUUCUCGGAGAGAUGGCAGCACUGGAGAGAGAACAGAAACAGAUUGACGACAGAGCCGCAUAUCUCGAGUCAGCACUUCGCAAAGUCAUGGAUGACGGUGCGAAGAAAGAAGAGGAAGAGAGGUUAAUGCAAGAAUGGUUCCUAUUGGUCAACAAAAAGAACGCUCUCAUCCGUCGUCAGAUGCAGUUGAAUAUAAUCGAAAAGGAGGAUGAUUUGGAGAGAAGAUUUGAACUCCUAAACAGAGAACUUCGAGCUAUGAUGUCUAUAGAAGAUUGGCAAAAGACCGAGGCCCAGAAACGAAGAGAGACGUUACUUCUAGAAGAGCUUGUCUUGAUCGUAAAUAAACGUGAUGAACUUGUUCAGCAGUUGGACUCUCAAGAAAAUGCGAUUGAGGAGGAUGAGGUGAUAGAGAGAGAUGUACACGAGAAAUCCCACAACUUGUCCAAGAAAGAUGAGAAAUCCUGCUGCAUACAGUGAUUCACUGCGGAGCUAAUCUCCAUGCCUCAACCAAUCAGAAUCCAGGGUUGAUUCAUCCCGUGCAAUGAUUAUUCAUGCAUACAGCACUCCUUUGAAUAUUGAGUAAAUCUCAAUUUGAGCUAUUGAUUGAAAUAGACAUGUAUUAGGAGCACUGAAUGGAAAAACGAUUUAUAUCAUGAAAUGGAACGGAUUAAAAUGAUAUCAAUGAACUUAGAUAAUCAUGAACGAUAGAAUAUAAUGAGAAAAUGAGUUAAUGAGCAGAGCAUUGAAGAAUGUCCAAAUUGGAUCUCGGUAAUCUGUAAAAAAAUCAGAUAAUAGCUGACAAAGCAAAAUGUGUUCACACAAGUCUUGGAUAUAAAACAUAAUUUGUAUUUUCAUCGACAAAUUUGAGUCUUCUACUAAAAUUAAAAAAAAGAUUAUGAGAUUUUGUGCAAAUUUUGUACAUUGAACAAGGUUGAGUUGUUGGAUAAGUUAUACAUUUUUAGUCUAACACAAGCCCUUAUGACCCCCCCCCGCCACUACAACUGUCAAGUUCAAGGUGUGUACUCAAAUAGAGGGGGGGUCACAGAGAUUUGUAGCUAGACUGUAUAUUUUGAGUAAUCCUUAAACCAGAUGUGCAAUAUUUAUGUUUACUAUACACCACAUGUAUGUGUACUUUGAAUUAAAAAUUCUGUUUAAUAUUAAUGUUUAACUUUUAUAAAAAGUAAUCACCUCAAUUUAAGGCCUCAUAGAGCCGAUCAUUGAACCAAUAUAUUACACGAUAAUUGUCUAAUUCUAUUUGCUCUCAAAAAUGAGCAUGUUCAAUCCUAUAAAUUUUGCAAAUUUAUUGUAAUUAGAAAUGUUUAUGUGAGAUGAUAUGAAGGGAUAAACUGUGUAAGGAGAUUACAUGUUCAUCUUUGAAUUGUCAUUUUUCACUUUCAAUAUUUACAAAUGGUGCUUGUGUACAUAUUGCAUAUAUAUGUAUAUGUGUUGAUGUAAGCAGUCACAAGAUGAAAAUUAUAGAUGGUUAUAUAGUGAAUACCUCUGUAAUGUAAACACUGACAAGAAUUGCUUUAUAUUUGCAUGAGUCUAAAAAGUAGUAUUCACAUUUCAGAGGUGUUCACAUUUUAGGUGUGGUCACAUUUAAGGGGAGUUCACUUUCAGAGGUGCUCACAUUUCAGAGUUGUUCACAUUUUAGGUGUGGUCACAUUUAUGGGGAGUUCACUUUUAGAGGUGUUCACAUUUCAGAG